AUGCCAUGCCCGAUGCCGCACUGCAAUGUGUGCGAUCACAGUGAUAAAGCCUGCGAAAGCUGCAAGAAGGACUUCGGCAUCACACCAUCUGGACACUGUGCUAUUUGCGGACCAGGGUGCAUCGAGUGCGCCGUGGCGAACAUCUGCGACAAGUGCGGCGAUGGCUUCGUGCUGGUGAACGGCGCUUGCCACGCCUGCGGCGACAAAUGCCACACCUGCGCUGCAUCUGGAGCUGGAUCCUGUGACAAAGGCGAGUGCGAACAGGGGUGGACAGCAAUUUCUUUGCCAACGAAGGGCUCGGACAAGGAGUCCUACGCUUGCCGACCCUGCUCAGACCCGGGCUGCUCGACCUGCGACAUUCAGGGCCCCGGUGGCUGCGACGAUGCGGAAAUGUUCGGCCCAUUCCUGCCAGAUGGAGGGCCGGGCCACAUUCCGCCAUGA
Molecule: messenger RNA, 441 nt
Organism: Symbiodinium natans
Lineage: Eukaryota; Dinophyceae; Suessiales; Symbiodiniaceae
Source: the annotation of a GenBank genome assembly